AUGUCAGAUUGCUUACAUUUGGCCAUGAUGAUACCAUUUAUUCUUAAUAGAUUCUUAAAGCCCACACACUUCAAAAAACUUGAACUUGCUUUAUUUCAACGACAAACAGGAGUUUCCCGAAGUGAUUUAGCUGUGAACUUUUGGAUAAAAUGUUGGGUAUUGAUGGCAAGAACAAUGACAAUAGCAUUUAAACAUUCUUUUACAGAAGAGGAUUAUAUUCAAUUGCAUGAAUGUUUAGAUAGUGAAAGAAAAUUAUUUUCGCAGGCAUUUGAAGAUUUCGAGAAUCUUCCAAAUUUACAUGUUAAUUAUCAUUUAUUGCUCCACGCAAGAAAUUAUGCAACAUUGUUAAAUACAGGUGUAGGGACAAAAGAAAUGGUGCACCGCAUAUUCAAAAAUAUUGUAAUACGAAUAAAUCGAAAGAAUAUUGAACUUGACUUAUUAAAACGAUAUACAACAUUAUUUGCAAUACGCCAUCUAUUUGAUGGAGGUAUUGAUAAACGAUUUUCUUCUACAAAUAAUGCUUUAACAAACCUUCCAUAUCACUUAAAACGGUUGAUGAAUGACUGGUUCAUUGUUGAAAAACCCUUUGAUCCUGAAGAAGAUAUAAGCAAUGAUGAAUAUAUUUCAAAUAUAGUUUUAAAGAAGCGUAUACCAAAAAAAUAUGCUGAAAAAAUUGUGCCAAACGAUUCUGGCUUUCGUAGAGAAUUGGCAUCAGUAUACCAAGAAAUGGGCUAUGAAGCGGCAUUUUUUGAAAGUUCAUGUCGAUACUAUGAACUUAUUUGUUUUUCAGUAGAAGAUAAUGGAAUUAAUACACAAUAUCGUCUGCAUGUCGGUGAUGUUGUUACCACUAUUUCCGAAGAAGAAGGUGAAACUUUUGCACUUCUGCAAUCAAUUUUUAGCCAUAAAAGGAAUAAUCAACGUUUUGCCUUUAUUGUCAUUGAUAAGUUCGAAAUUACUAAUCAAAAGAAGUUAGAAUGUCCAGUUUAUAGGCUUCGGGAUACACAAAGGAUCCGUCCUAUAAGCGAACUUGAUACAAAUAGCACAGCGCAUUUUAUUCAUUAUUGUAAUGAUGAUGAAUGUAUCAGCGGUAGUUGUCACGAUUUUGGGAAUGAUUUAUAUAUAAAAAACAUGUAUUUCUUCAAAGCUAUAUAAUAUAUUAUCACUUCGCUACAAAGUAUUAUAUAUUACAUGAACAAUUAGCAACAAAUCAUUUACUAAUUCUUUACGAAGUAUU
Messenger RNA from Rhizophagus irregularis DAOM 181602=DAOM 197198, 1234 nucleotides. Lineage: Eukaryota; Fungi; Glomeromycota; Glomeromycetes; Glomerales; Glomeraceae. The record is from RefSeq and is a predicted model, not a curated record.